AUGCAGACGUCUACCUCAUCCGACUCCCUCUGGAUAUCCUCAGGCCGGAACCGGGACUCCUGCUCCUCAUCCCUUUUGACUGGAGCAUGCGAGAAGGACCUCUGCUGCUGGCCUGAGAACCUCGCCAACCCUGUCUUUUGUCCCGCAAUGCAUCUCUGCACCGCCCUCCUCCUCACCGGAGCACUCGUCGAGUAUUGUGAGAGCCCACUAACAGCAGCAGCAGCUCUGUUGGGGGUAGCCCUCCUCCAUGCGGGGGCGGCGCAGCAAGCUUCCCUGCGCGCAAAGGCGAACGGCAGCACCGCAGACCGGGAGGCCAUUGCUGAGCUCGCUCGUCAGAGGGUCUCCUUUGUCCUGAUCCUGUAUCUAUUCAAACACACACACACACCAAAAAAAAAGAAGCUAUCCCAGGCCGGCGUGGUUUCGUCGAACUGCGUGGCUCAAAACAGCGGUCGUCGGCACGAUGCUCCGUCUUUGAAGGCAGAAGAAGAAAAGAAGCUGCUGGGCGGAACCUUCGGCAGGGAAGUUAAGCCGAGGCAAGCCGAGGCAGCCACGCUUCAUCCCUCGGCCCAAGUUUCACUUUUACCUUAUGUAAGCAGCCCCCCCUUCCCCUUCAAAACAUCCUUUUUCCCUUUUUUUUUCUUUGCUUCUAACUUCCACGUAAUAAUAAUAUUUGGCUUUGGCGAAAAGAAAGCAAAGUCAACCACAGUGGACAGCUACUCAUCACUCGCCAGUCAACUCACUCACCCACUGCUGCGCGCGCUUUCACUGCGAUCGGCUGCUGCCUAUCACUCAGCAACUGCCACUGCCGCCGCGCCCGCUACGACGACGCGAGGACUCCGCCAGGCACAGCAACCACUGGCUGUCACUGCUUCUUUUUCUUCUUCUGCUUCUUCUUGCCUAGCUGUCCUCUUCUUUGUCACUCUAGUAGUCUAG
Molecule: messenger RNA, 933 nt
Organism: Trichophyton verrucosum HKI 0517
Lineage: Eukaryota; Fungi; Ascomycota; Eurotiomycetes; Onygenales; Arthrodermataceae
Exons: 4
Coding region: 1-933 (310 amino acids)
Source: RefSeq, a predicted model, not a curated record